UCUGAGCCCAGCAAGAGUGAGAGCCUCGGCUGCUCAAGAGUCUCCCAGGUAACUGCCCCCCCAGGAAGCCAUGACGGAGGCCAGAAAGCUGCCCCCGCCGUUGCCCCCACGGCUGGACUGGUUCGUGCAGACGCAGGUGGCCCAGCUGGCCCAAGGAGGGGUUCCUGCAUGGUUCCACGGUGCCAUCUCGAGAGAGGACGCCGAGAAUUUGCUGGAGUUACAGCCACUGGGAUCCUUUCUCAUUAGAGUGAGUCACAGCCACGUGGGCUACACACUGUCCUACAAAGCACAAAGCUGCUGCCGCCACUUCAUGGUGAAGCUCUUGGAUGAUGGGAGCUUCAGGAUCCCUGGGGAGGAGAUGACCCAUGCCUCGCUGGAUGCCCUGGUCACUUUUCACCAACAGCAGCCUGUGCGGCCACAUGGAGACCUGCUGACACAGCCCUGUGGGCAGGAGGAUCCAGUGAAUGUGGACUAUGAGGAUCUCUUCCUUUACUCCAAUGCAUUGACUGAGGAAGUCACCAGCCCCACACAUGGCCCCAGGGAACUUCAGAGUCCUUCCUCCUGUCCCAGGGCUGCUGCACCUGAGGAGACCUCAACAAGGCCUGCCCUCCUCCACUGGCCGAAGGGAAGGAAGCCAGCAGCAGAGAUGGACAGAGCUUCCACGGAGGAAGCCACAUCCCCCUCCCCACCGAAAGCUCCUCUUGCGGAGACCCGCCGGAAACUCUGGAAGAACCUCAAGAUGCUUCCCCAGAUGGGCAAGAGGGUCCAGCAGCAGCUGACAUCCCACCAGACAUCUAUGAACUCGUCGUCACUCUGGAGUUCUGGGCCACUGGUGGUGACACACAGCUCGGGGGCCAGGCCAGGUGACACAAACUGUGAAGAUAAUGUCAACACAGACUGCUUAGUGGCCACGUCCAUUGCAAGCCCCUCAGAGCCCCAGGAUCUGAGAAACAGAGGUGACCCCUCCAGGAGGGCCUCAAGAUUGGCCAGCUGGAGCGAGGCGACCCCGAGUACUAGGAGUUGGCACCAAGUGGUCGUGAGGGCCCUGUCCUCAAAAGUGUCCAAAUCAGAGACAAAGGACUUGAUAGAACCCCAGAAGGACUGGCUCCCUGAGGAGUACCGCCCACCGCCGCCCUUUGCCCCUGGGUACUGUUAG
Nyctereutes procyonoides (raccoon dog) is the source of this 1156-nucleotide messenger RNA. It is a transcript of the gene HSH2D, whose product is annotated as hematopoietic SH2 domain containing. Bases 71 to 1156 code for a protein of 361 amino acids. The record is from RefSeq and is a predicted model, not a curated record. Lineage: Eukaryota; Metazoa; Chordata; Mammalia; Carnivora; Canidae. Gene Ontology annotation, cellular component: cytoplasm. The transcript has 6 exons.